This is a messenger RNA of Aspergillus oryzae RIB40, 1554 nucleotides long. RefSeq names its product putative RNA 3'-terminal phosphate cyclase. The coding region runs from base 1 to 1554 and encodes 517 amino acids. The transcript has a single exon. The record is from RefSeq and is a predicted model, not a curated record. Gene Ontology annotation, cellular component: nucleus. Gene Ontology annotation, molecular function: RNA-3'-phosphate cyclase activity. Gene Ontology annotation, biological process: RNA processing. NCBI's taxonomy places the organism in Eukaryota, Fungi, Ascomycota, Eurotiomycetes, Eurotiales, Aspergillaceae.
AUGGAUCAGUCGGAAGACAUGAAUCCUAGAACACAAGCCAUCCAUCUGGAUGGAAGGACUCUGGAAGGAGGGGGCCAACUCGUGCGAAUUGCCGUCAGCCUUUCGGCUUUAACAGGCCGGCCUGUCAUUAUUGACCAUAUUCGAGGCAACCGAUCAGGGAAGCAAGGGCUCAAAGGCUCACAUCUUGCCGCGAUCACAUACCUCGCCCGUGUGAGCGGAGGCUCUGUCGUGGGUGCAGAGCUAGGAUCGACGUCAUUAAGCUUCUAUCCACGAGCAGUCCAGAUGCCAAGAGAUCGAGACCAUGAGCGGGGAGGAGCGAUCGAAUCACAUAUCAACAUUGCACUUAGAACAGCAGGUUCGGUGUUUCUAGUGUUCCAAGCACUAUAUCCUUAUAUGCUGCACGCGGGAGCCAAUUCUCCCAUUCCCGAGCGCCAGAUUACUCUAUCCAUUGUCGGUGGGACCAAUGUGUCGUUCUCGCCGUCAUACGAUUACGUGGCGCAGGUUUUAGUGCCUAAUUUCGCCAGAGUGGGAUUGCCUCACCUUUCUGUGCAGCUAAUCAAACGGGGAUGGGGGUCGGGCCCUUUCAGCUUGGGAAAGGUGACUCUUAUUGCGGAUCCGCUCACGUUGUGCGAAGAUGGCAAUAAAGCCGGGUCGAGCCCUCAGUUUCCACCCAUAGACGUUGCUCAAUAUCAGCGUGGGACAAUCAGUCAGAUUGAAAUUACCAUUUUAGCCCCCGACGAUCCGUUCCCAAGGAGCACAGAGAGAGGCGUCCACGGCAAAGGAAGAAAUCGAAGACCUGGUGGGACGCAAUCUCGGAAACAUAUGUCAAGGGCGGGGGGGAACAGCGAUGGUUUACCGAACGCCACUCUAACAAUUCGCCAAUUUGUCGAAGACGAAAUCUUCCGGAGCCUCUGCAAGGGGUUAGGGAAAUUACCAUCGUCUGUUUUCACCUCCGGACUAUCGUCCUCCAGUGCCGCUGUCCAGCAUCCUCACACAGAGAGCGAUGACAACGAUAUUCCUAUCAACAUACAUACGACUGAGGCCACACACCAUUACUCGCACGUAUACAUACUUAUUGUAGCACAUACAUCGACAGGAUUCAGGGUGGGACAUGAUGCGCUCUUUGGCGUCAACGGCGAUCCCGGUGCGCGACAAGCGCGGCAUAAGUCACGGAACGGUCCGGAGGAGGCGGCAAUGGUGGUGAAAAAUUUGGUGGAGCAAUGUGUAGACGGAUUCUUAGAAGAAUUGUAUGAUCCUCGCCUGCAGCAAGGUUCUACCCCCGUGGAUAGGGAGGAAUAUCCCCCUUGUGUGGACAAGUAUUCAAGAGAUCAAUUGGCGGUCUUUGAGGCACUGGGAAGAUCAGCAUCUCAACCGAGCGAUGACGGCGGCGGUGGGAAGGAAGAUGAACGAUAUUGGAGUCUUCACAUGCAAACGGCGCGUUGGGUCUGUGAAGAAAUGCUGAGUAACCAGGCACAUGACAUGAAGCAGUUACAUCAAGCCCCAAGGUCAAGUACAUUGGAAGGAAAUGACAACGCGAAACAUCCAGUCAUAUAA